This is a messenger RNA of Molossus molossus (Pallas's mastiff bat), 3228 nucleotides long. RefSeq names its product carboxypeptidase X, M14 family member 2 (gene CPXM2). Bases 1 to 2274 code for a protein of 757 amino acids. Gene Ontology annotation, molecular function: zinc ion binding; metallocarboxypeptidase activity. The record is from RefSeq and is a predicted model, not a curated record. The transcript has 14 exons. Gene Ontology annotation, biological process: proteolysis. NCBI's taxonomy places the organism in Eukaryota, Metazoa, Chordata, Mammalia, Chiroptera, Molossidae.
AUGGCUCGCCCGGGGGCCGCCGCGGUGGCGCUCGCCGUCGCGCUCCUGGAGGUGGCACUAGCUGGGGUUGGGGCCCAGGGCGCAGACCUCCAGGACCCCGACUACUACGUGCAGGAGAUCUGGAGCCAGGAGCCCUACUACGCGCGCCCGGAGCCCGAGCCCCAGCCCUUCUCGCCGCCGCUGCCCGCGGGAGCGGGGGAGGAGGUGCGGGGACCGCGCACGCCAGAGCCCAGGCCGCCCAAGAAGGCGACCAAGCCCAGGAAAGCGCCCAAGAGGGAGAAGCUGGCUUCAGAGGCACCUCCUCCAGGUAAAAAUAGCAACAGAAAAGGCGUGAGAACCAAGAGCUCAGAGAAGCCUGCCAGUGGUGAUCACAGCGUCCCCGUGGCCCGUGGUGAUGUCAGCGAGGACUGCCCGCCUCUGGGUCUGGAGACCUUGAAGAUCACGGACUUCCAGCUGCACGCGUCCACGGUGAAGCGCUACGGCCUGGGGGCGCACCGAGGGCGGCUCAACAUCCAGGCAGGCGUCAACGAGAAUGACUUCUACGACGGGGCGUGGUGCGCGGGGAGAAACGACCUCCAUCAGUGGAUCGAAGUGGACGCCAGACGUCUGACCCGGUUCACGGGGGUCAUCACCCAGGGGAGGAACUCGCUCUGGCUGAGUGACUGGGUGACCUCCUACAAGGUCAUGGUGAGCAAUGACAGCCAUACGUGGGUCACUGUGAGGAAUGGAUCUGGGGACAUGAUAUUUGAAGGGAACAGUGAGAAGGAGAUCCCCGUGCUCAACGAGCUGCCCGCGCCCAUGGUGGCCCGCUACCUCCGCGUAAACCCGCAGUCCUGGUUCGGCAACGGGAGCAUCUGCCUGCGGAUGGAGGUCCUUGGCUGCCCGCUGCCAGAUCCAAACAACUACUACCACCGGCGGAAUGAGAUGACCACCACCGACGACCUGGACUUCCAGCACCACAACUAUAAGGAAAUGCGCCAGCUGAUGAAGGUUGUGCAUGAAAUGUGUCCCAACAUCACCAGAAUCUACAACAUCGGCAAGAGCCACCAGGGCCUGAAGCUGUACGCCGUGGAGAUCUCCGACCACCCCGGGGAGCACGAAGUCGGUGAGCCCGAGUUCCACUACAUCGCGGGCGCCCACGGCAACGAGGUGCUGGGCCGCGAGCUGCUGCUGCUGCUCACGCAGUUCCUGUGCCAGGAGUACCUGGCAGGCAACGCGCGCAUCGUCCGCCUGGUGGAGGAGACCCGCAUCCACAUCGUCCCCUCCCUCAACCCCGACGGCUACGAGAAGGCCUACGAAGGGGGCUCGGAGCUGGGAGGCUGGUCCCUGGGACGUUGGACCCACGACGGGAUCGACUUCAACAACAACUUCCCCGACUUGAACACGCUGCUCUGGGAGGCUGAGGACCGACAGAACGUCCCAAGGAAAGUGCCCAACCACUACAUCGCCAUCCCCGAGUGGUUCCUGUCGGAGAAUGCCACGGUGGCGGUGGAGACCAGGGCCGUCAUAGCCUGGAUGGAGAAGAUCCCCUUCGUGCUGGGCGGCAACCUGCAGGGGGGCGAGCUGGUGGUGGCGUACCCCUACGACAUGGUGCGCACCCUGUGGAAGACGCAGGAGCGCACCCCCACCCCGGACGACCACGUGUUCCGCUGGCUGGCCUACUCCUACGCCUCCACGCACCGCCUCAUGACCGACGCCAGGAGGAGGGUGUGCCACACGGAAGACUUCCAGAAGGAGGACGGGACUGUCAACGGGGCUUCCUGGCACACUGUGGCCGGAAGUCUCAACGACUUCAGCUACCUUCACACCAACUGCUUCGAGCUGUCCAUCUACGUGGGCUGCGACAAGUUCCCGCACGAGAGCGAGCUGCCCGAGGAGUGGGAGAACAACCGCGAGUCCUUGAUCGUGUUCAUGGAGCAGGUGCAUCGUGGCAUCAAAGGCGUGGUGAGCGACGUGCACGGGAGAGGGAUUCCGGACGCCGUCAUCUCCGUGGAAGGCGUGGACCACGACCUCCGAACAGCCAGCGACGGAGAUUACUGGCGCCUCCUGAACCCCGGAGAGUAUGUGGUCACAGCCAGGGCAGAAGGCUUCACCUCGUCCACCAAGAACUGCAUGGUCGGCUACGACAUGGGCGCCACGAAGUGUGACUUCACCCUCAGCAAGACCAACCUGGCCCGGAUCCGGGAGAUCAUGCAGAAGCUCGGGAAGCAGCCCGUCAGCCUGCCGGCCCGGCCGCUAAGGCUGCGGGGGCGGAAGAGACGGCAGCGCGGGUGACCUCCUGGCCCCUGAGCCCGGCCCCAGACCCCGCGGAUGAAACCUCCCUCGGCGCCCCGUCGUCCGCUCUGUGAUUCAGGGGGGCCUGGGGGCGGUCUGAAGGCUUAGGGUCUCUUCUUUCUUUUGUUCCCGAGUGUCCAGAGACCGUGGGCAGAGCAGCGGAGAAAGGCCGGGGGUGUGAGUGCAUUCUGCAGAUGGGCUGAGUCCCAGAGAGGAGCCUGCCCGGAGCUACGUGGGGGGAGGGGGGGCUCCCCUGUUCGCGUGCCAGCAAGGUCCCUGUGCAUUUCCAAUGUGCACAGCUGAGCCGCUGCAUUCCUGGUGCCCUGCUGUCCCCAGUGUCAGCCCCCACCCUCUCUGGCCCCAGGACAUUCCAAGCUGCUGCAGAUCAGUUCUACAGUUGACAGUAGAGACAUCACCAAGUGAGCAUCAGGCAGCCUCGUGAGUCAGUUCAGUUUCCCUUUAACAAAGGGACGAGCUCAUCAGAGCGGGGAAAGGCUGAAAUAAUUCCAGAGGGACGGUUGGGCAGCUGGCAUGCCCGGGGGCUGGUUGCAUGCAUACUGAGUUUAUGUAGAACCCCCAAAUUUCCUGCUGCCCCGUAGCCAUGGGGGCUCCCUGGGUGGUGACAUCCGAAGGUGCCAGCUGCCUAGGGAACCACAUCUCGUUUAGUCCAGCUCCUCUGGGAGCUGCUAGGACUUGGAAAGAGACAACAGGCCGACCUGCAACCCUCCCUCUGCUCCAGACACCCGUCCUUGCCUGGCGGUGGGCACGCCUGCACCGCCCGGCACGGCAGUUACUUUGAUGUGUGCAAUACCAGGCCUCCCAGACGGCUCCAAAGGUGAUGAACGCUCCUAGAAUUGUCUGUGGGGCGUCCGUUCAGGAGGGGUUACUAAAUUACCGUGCAAGACGAUGUCUCACUGUUCCUGUUGCUGCCUCACUGACCCGGGAAGAAUGAGA